UCAUACAGUGACACUGUGACAGUAAAGGUCUGCACAUUUCUGAUCACCAGGUCAGGCACUCACAACCCCACAAAAACCCAACUACCAGUCCCUCUUGCCCAUCUAUCCAUUUCUCUUCUUUUCUUCCCAAACCUUCUUCCACCUUCCAGAACAUUUUGCCUCUCUCUCUGUCUCUCUAUCAAAUCUUCAAGACCCUUUUGGCUCUAAUUGAAUUGGGAAAUUGGGUUUUGAUCAGUCUCGUUAGAAGAUAAGAGCGGAGAUGUUUUUGCAGUUGUUUUUCACGGUGGCUUUCUCGGCGGUGCCUCUGACUCUUUACGUUCCGCCGCUCCGAAGCUUAAACCCGUUUGUGGAGACCAUGGAGGAUCUAAUGUUGGAAUCCAGAACCUACACGAAUAGGGUCUACCCACGUGUCCGCCAUCUCUGGCGUAGGAUCUUGGAUUGUUUGCUUUGCAGCACCACCACCAGGUAGAUUCAUUCUUCAGUUUAAGCUGGUCCAAUUGUUCAGAUCAUCAUCAUCAUCACUUCCGAUCACAUCGGUCUUAUGAGUUGCUAUCAUAUGUAAUAUUUAUAAAUAUCAAACGAAUCACAAACAAAUUUCUGAUGAUGCCUUCUUGUUUUAGCUUCUGGGGGUAAAUAAGUUUUUUCUUUUUAGUUGUUUAUCUUGUAAAUUGUUGUAAUUGAGUGAGAACCGUUUGAUGCCGUAUGUUACAGAGGUGGGUUUAGUGAUCGAAUAUAUUUCCUGGUUCGUUUUC
Rosa rugosa (rugosa rose) is the source of this 752-nucleotide messenger RNA. RefSeq lists its product as uncharacterized. Bases 260 to 469 code for a protein of 69 amino acids. NCBI's taxonomy places the organism in Eukaryota, Viridiplantae, Streptophyta, Magnoliopsida, Rosales, Rosaceae. The record is from RefSeq and is a predicted model, not a curated record. The transcript has a single exon.